Messenger RNA from Micromonas pusilla CCMP1545, 1597 nucleotides. Its product is annotated as ATP phosphoribosyl transferase chloroplast precursor. Gene Ontology annotation, molecular function: ATP phosphoribosyltransferase activity; magnesium ion binding. The coding region runs from base 126 to 1385 and encodes 419 amino acids. Gene Ontology annotation, biological process: L-histidine biosynthetic process. The transcript has 2 exons. Gene Ontology annotation, cellular component: cytoplasm. NCBI's taxonomy places the organism in Eukaryota, Viridiplantae, Chlorophyta, Mamiellophyceae, Mamiellales, Mamiellaceae. The record is from RefSeq and is a predicted model, not a curated record.
CGGAAGUCAUCUCACUGCGGGCUACAUUAGGACCAGGAAUUCAAAUACCUCACUGAACGAUUCACGUGAAAGUGUAUCCUCAUUGAAUUUAUCCACUUUGUAGACAGGAAGGAAGCUAUUGAAACAUGACAUGCCUCCUUCCGACAAAGUCAGGCAAGGCAGCUUUCCUAGGGGACGGUUUGCGAAGACAGAUAAGGAGGAUCUCCGCUCGCUUGACAGUGAGGCAAUCUCGGUGUUUGACGUGCGCCAGUAUUCGGCAGCAUGAGUCGGCCGCUAGAGUCUACCGCAAAUCCGUUGAAUCGAGGAGCUCAAUUCGCAUGGGUAUUCCGAGCAAGGGUCGCAUGGCCGAGGACACCAUGCAGCUUCUUGAUGACUGUCAACUGAAAGUGAGAAAAAUAAACCCUCGCCAGUAUGCCGCAGAGAUUCCGAAUGUUCCUGGUGUUGAGGUAUGGUUCCAGCGCGCUACAGAUGUUGUUCGCAAGCUUGUUUCCGGCGACAUCGACAUAGGGAUCGUAGGAUACGACAUGCUCCGAGAGAUCGGUAACCAGGAUGAGGACCUUGUUGUAGUUCACGAUGCACUGGGUUUUGGUGGUUGCCACCUGGCCAUCGCUGUUCCUAGCAACUGGGAGGAUGUCAUCUCUCUCCGUGACCUUCUUUCAGAUAAACGCUGGUCUAAGGAACGCCCUUUGAGAGUUAUAACAGCUUACAUGAAUCUCGCAACACAGUUUUUCGCUGAUCAAGGUUUCGAUUACGUGGAGCUUUCUACUGCUGAUGGUGCACUCGAAGCUGCUCCAGCAAUGGGUGCUGCAGACUGCAUCCUUGAUCUCGUAUCUUCUGGUACUACCCUUCGGGAGAACAAUCUGAAGCAGAUUGAGGGUGGUCGCGUUCUUGAUUCGCAAGGUGUGCUUGUUGCUUCCCGAACUGCCCUGUUAAACCGCCCUGGCACACUUGCCGUAAUACAUGAAAUGCUUGAAAGAAUAGAGGCACAUCUACGCGCAGAAGGUCUUUUUAUGGUGACCGCAAAUAUUCGUGGAUCUAGUGCAGUGGAGGUAGCAACUGUUUUAUCUAGCAAUGGAGGUCAAUUACUUCGUGGACUUCAGGGUCCGACGGUAUCCCCGAUCUACACAUACUCAACCGAUGGGUCAAGUUCAAAGGAGGGAUCUUAUUAUGCCGUAUCCAUCGGAGUUCCGAAGUCGCGCAUUUACGAGACUGUGAAGCAACUACGAAAAGUGGGCGGAAGCGGAGUACUUGUUUUCCCGCUUACUUAUGUUUUUGAUGAAGAACCACCUCGCUGGAGUGCACUUAUGAACAACCUUGGCUUGAAUGUCCGGGACUUUGAGCACCUGAAAAUUGGUGAAGAGUUUGCAAAUGACGGACAGGCAUGACAUCUUCUUGAGCUGGAGCAAGUUUUGUACUGACCUAUGUAUUCCAUUAAUGCACUGUCUCUGCUAUGACUACCUCUUCGGCUCUUGUCAGUUGCAGCUUUCAUAGAACACGCGCGAGGAAUUGGAGAAGGCGAAGUCGAUUUUUACAUUUCACUGCACGUGAGCAGACCAUUCUUUAUUAUUUGAAUAGCGAAUCUUAAGCGUUUCUUGUC